Messenger RNA from Ananas comosus (pineapple), 1036 nucleotides. Its product is annotated as expansin-A16. The coding region runs from base 12 to 830 and encodes 272 amino acids. The transcript is spliced from 3 exons. NCBI's taxonomy places the organism in Eukaryota, Viridiplantae, Streptophyta, Magnoliopsida, Poales, Bromeliaceae. Gene Ontology annotation, biological process: plant-type cell wall organization. The record is from RefSeq and is a predicted model, not a curated record. Gene Ontology annotation, cellular component: extracellular region.
UCCAAAAACAGAUGGGCUUUCUCCUCCUCAAGAGAAGCAGAAGCAGCAGCUUCUUGCUCCUAUUCUUCCUCUGUUGGGCAGCAGAAGCAGAAGCAGAAGCAGAUGCAGAAGCAGGAAUUAGUAACACAAGAGAGAGCUUAGAGGAGUGGAGAUCAGCUACAGCAACCUAUACAAAAGAAACACAAAGCCCCUCUCUUAUUGGUGGUGCAUGUGGCUUUGGAGACCUGGAAAGAUCAAUCUAUGGUGUGAACACCGCUGGACUGAGCAGCGAAUUGUUCAGGAAGGGUAGUAGCUGCGGCGGAUGCUUCGAGCUGCGGUGCGUGAAUCACAUCCGCUGGUGCUUAUCGGGAAGCCCUUCUGUUGUCGUGACCGCCACGGACUUCUGCGCUCCGAACUACGGCCUCCCCAAUGAUUAUGGAGGGUGGUGCAACUUCCCCAGGGAGCACUUUGAGAUGUCGGAAGCCGCUUUCGUUCAGAUUGCAAAGGGAAGAGCCGAUAUCAUACCUGUUCAGUACCGGAGGGUAAAAUGCAAGAGAAACGGAGGAAUGAGGUUCACAGUGACAGGAAGCUCCUACUUCCACCAAGUCCUGAUCACGAACGUGGGCUCAGACGGAGCGAUCACGGCCGUUAAAGUGAAAGGGUCGAGAACAGGUUGGAUACCUAUGGGGAGGAACUGGGGGCAGAAUUGGCAAUGCAAUGCCGAUCUCCGGGGCCAGCCGCUGUCCUUCGAAGUGACCAGCAGCGGAAGAAGCACUAUUACUUCUUAUAAUGUCGCCCCCUUGAAUUGGUGGUUCGGGCAAACCUUUGAAGGAAAGCAGUUCCUGCAAUAGACACACAGAGAGCUUUUUCCAUCUCUGACAUGAAUAAGCAUGUCAGAGAGAUGAAGAGAAUUUUAUGAAGAUUCUGUUAAAGAGAUUACAAAUGUAAUGGUGAGAGACAGCUUACAGAACAGAGAAUUAUUUGUAUUCUAGCACAUGUAUAACAAUGACUAUUAGUGAAGAAAAAUGGAGCUCCUCUUAAAGUUCAAAUAUCAAAA